GGAACCCAUUUUAGGGUUUUCCGGAGUAUCUUGUGGGAAACACACUAUUUAGGGUUUUCGAGAGAAGAGAAAGAAACAGAGAGAAAAAAAAGAAAAUGGCGGCGAAUGGAGGAGCUACGGCGGCUGGUCAGCUGUCAGAGAAAGAAGUUGAUAUCCAGAUGAUGUUAUCAGCCGAUGUUCACCUUGGUACCAAAAAUUGCAAUUAUCAGAUGGAGCGUUAUGUCUUCAAAAGACGCAACGACGGUAUUUACAUUAUCAAUCUUGGAAAGACAUGGGAUAAGCUUCAGAUGGCUGCUAGGGUUAUUGUAGCAAUCGAAAACCCUAAAGACAUAAUUGUUCAAUCAGCUAGGCCUUAUGGUCAAAGAGCUGUCUUGAAGUUUGCUCAGUACACUGGUGCUAAUGCAAUUGCUGGAAGACACACUCCUGGUACCUUCACUAACCAAAUGCAGACUUCUUUCAGUGAGCCAAGGUUGUUGAUUCUCACCGAUCCAAGAACCGACCAUCAGCCAAUUAAGGAAGGUGCGUUGGGAAACAUUCCGACUAUCGCCUUCUGUGACACGGAUUCUCCAAUGGGAUUUGUCGACAUUGGUAUUCCUGCUAACAACAAGGGAAAACACAGCAUUGGUUGCCUGUUCUGGCUUUUGGCUCGUAUGGUUCUCCAAAUGCGUGGAACCAUUCUCCAAGCUCAGAAAUGGGAUGUCAUGGUGGAUCUGUUUUUCUACAGGGAGCCCGAAGAAGCAAAGGAAGAAGAUGAUGAAGAAUACGGGCUGCCUGCUCCAGAAUAUGGAAUGGUUGGUGGUGACCAGUGGACCACUGCUCAAAUCCCUGAUGCUGCAUGGCCUGGUGAACUCGAACAGCCGAUUUCUGCUGCACCUGCAGUUGGCGCUGCUGCUGGAUGGGACACUGCGGUUCCACCCCCAGCUUCUGUUCCAGCUGCUGGUUGGGAGUAAAAGUUCCCUUCAUUUUAAAUAAGCUCGAAUUCGGUUAAGAUAUAGACUUGAUUUUUUGUUCUUUUUGAGAUUUGGGGAGAGGAUUAGGACCAUAUUAGUUUGUUUUACUUUUCUUGCUUCUUGUCUCUUGAGAAUUGAGACCAUUAGCAUUAGGUGCAUUUUUGCCGGUAUUUCCAAGUUUCAACCGUAUAAGGGUAUUUCAUUGAAUUGACCAUGAGUUUCUAUUAAAGUUAAAUUUUUUCA
Molecule: messenger RNA, 1193 nt
Organism: Arabidopsis arenosa
Lineage: Eukaryota; Viridiplantae; Streptophyta; Magnoliopsida; Brassicales; Brassicaceae
Source: the annotation of a GenBank genome assembly